GCUUGAUUUUGUAAUGCGAGAAGUAAAAGCAUUGGCUAAAUUAGACCAUCCAGGCAUUGUGCGUUACUUUAAUGCAUGGGUUGAAAAUCCUCCUAAAGGUUGGCAAGAAAGCAAAGAUCAAGAGCAAAAUAUUGUUGAUAUUACUCAAAAUUGUUCAAAUGCUUCUGAGUCAUGUGCAUCGUCUUCCAACAAGCGAACAGUGUCAUCAAACAAAGUCAAGGUUUUAAAUAAACUGAAAGAAAACCCACUUAAUCCAUUUAAGGAUAUUACUUUAAACAAUUUACAAAGUGACUCUGAAAUAAUAGAUAAUUCUCAUUCUAUGCAAAAUUCAGUUCGUCCAUUUGGAUUAUUUGUAAAACCUUCCAAUUUAAGCUGUAGUUCAUCUUAUUCUGAGAAUUCCAUACAUAAUUCUAAUAUAUCUUUUAGUUCCCAAAAUGAUGCUGUACUUCUUCCAUCUGGAUCUAAAUGUAUUAAAACAGUGGAUGAUGCUAAUAUACUAGCAGAAGAUCUGGUAAACAAAAAUUACAGUAUUGGUAGAGAAAAGAAUAAAUCACUACGUCAGAAAGAAAUGUUUGGUACAGAAACCCAUACUCAAACUUAUGACGAUCAAUCAUCUUUAGGCUGUGAUUGUGUAAAUUCCUUUAUUACAGAUUUCAGGUAUCCUAAAGAAGUGGCAGUGUGUGAAAAUAAUGUGCAAGUGUAUCGUUCAAAUAAGUUGUCACAUAAACGAAAUAUUAAUUUGUGCAGCUGUAAUCAAACCAAAGAUAUGCCAUUAGUUGUUGAAAAUUGUGCUCAAACAGAAGCAGAUGAUGAAGAUGAUAGUGAACCAGCUUACUUAUAUAUUCAGAUGCAGUUGUGCCGUAAAGAAAGUUUGAGUCAGUGGCUUUACAGGAAUUCCCUCUCUCGAAACUACCAAGAGGUUAUGAUUAUAUUUUAUCAGAUUAUAGAAGCUGUGGAAUAUGUUCAUGCAUGUGGUUUAAUGCAUAGAGAUUUAAAACCAUCAAAUAUAUACUUUUCUUUGGAUGGAGCUAUUAAAAUUGGAGAUUUUGGAUUAGCUACCUCUUCUGAGAUUGGAAGGCAAGCAUGCGAAGAUGGUGAUAUUGCUUUUCCUCAUUUGCAUACCUGUGAUGUGGGUACUGCAUUAUACAUGAGUCCAGAACAAAGUUUAAAGAAGACUUACGACUGUAAGACUGACAUAUUUUCUCUUGGAAUUAUAUUUUUCGAACUUCUGGUACCACUUCCAACAUUUAAUGAAAGAUACAGGGUUUUGAAGUCUGUUAGAAAAUUAGAAUUUCCAAAUAAUUUCCUUGAAAAUUAUCCUGAAGAGAGCAUUCUACUGAGACAGUUGCUAAAUAAUGAUUCUGCAAACAGGCCAACAGCUUAUGAAAUAAAAGAGCAUCCAUUGUUUCAACCUUACAGAACAGUGCAAUGAUUUUUGGACUUCACCACCUUUAAAUAUAUACUCUGGACUUACAUUAGCUAUUUAUGGACAAGUUUCUAAAAAAAGGAAUUGCGUUUACGAAAACUUUUAUAUUUUGAACUUUUCAGUAUCGUGUGUGUGUAUAUAUAUAUUAUGAUGUACAUUAAAUGUAACAUAAUUUUUAGUUUGAAAACAUAUAUUUAUAUAUAUGUGUGUGUGCAUGUGUUAGAAAUAUAUAUGUGUGUGUGCAUGUGUUAGAAAUAUAUAUGUGUGUGUGCAUGUGUUAGAAAUAUAUAUGUCUAUAUGGAUUUUACACAAUGUAAUACAGUAAUCUGUUUUUAAUUUCAAAAUGCUGAAUCCUAACUGUUGUUUUUAAGUUUUUAAAGGGAUACGAUCGUGAAAAAUAAUAGAUUUUGCAACUGAAAUCUUAUUCAUUGUUAAUUGUGAGAUUUAAAAUCUAAUCACUUUUUUAAAAGCUUUAGACAAAAUUGCAUUAUCAAAUUUGUAUAUUGUUAGACUUUAUCAGAAAUUUUAUUCUGUUGCAUUCCAUAAAUAUUUUAUUAUGUUACUAUUUCCCUCUUCUGCUUUUGGUACUUAUGUUAUUUAAUUAUAAGUAUUCAGUGUGUAAUAUAUUAUUUUUUCAUAUGUAAGCAUUAUAAUUUAUGGAGAAGUGGUGUAUUUUGAAUCUGACAUGCUUUAUGCAGUAUCUUACAGUAGAUAGCAUGAUGUCCAUCUGCUAAUUGAGUGAUUAGCUUGUUUACUUAGCACAACAUAAGAAAUGAAUGGUAUGAUGUAUUGAUAAAUUUAAUUUUUUUUUUUUACUAGAGGAUGAAUGGAAAUGUAGAGAACUGAUAUAGUAGAAAAAAUAAAUCGGCAUAAUUGCUACAAAAUAGUGAGAUUUGCUUUUGAACUUUUUUUUACUGUUUAUUAAAUUUGAAAGUUUAUCCUUGUAAAAAAUGUAGUGAUUUUAACAACUUUCCAUUUUCUGACAUUUACUGUCAUUCACUAUUUUCCGUUUUAUUGAGUACUUUUUUGUCGAUUUCGUUUUUGAACUGAUGCACAGUUUUAUCAUUUGAACAUCUGUUUGGAUGCUGUGCUGUCUGUGUGAUAUUAUCAGGGCCUGUGAUAGGCUUUUUGCCUCCAAGUCUAUUUCCUGCAGCUUCUAAAUUCUAACAAUUGUUCCAUACCUAAUUCUGCUGCCCAGUGCAGUAUAACAGUUGCAUUUGAUGUUACCAGUCCUGAAUAUAUUUUAUUGUUGAUCAUUCCUUGCCAAAUUUAGUGUUUCUUCUUGAUUACUCGUUUUUUAAAUCUUUAAACAUUAUUUGGCAGCUAAACACGUUCCUGAAAUAUCACAUGUAAUAUAAUUUUUGAAUGUAAUUUCUUAAUUAUGUGUAAUUUUAUUGUCCAUGAAUUUUUGUUAUUUCAAACUGAGUUUACACCAUCAUUAUUUAAUAAGAACAAAUAUAAAAAUAACUUCUAUUUGUAUAGUUUUAUGUGACACCCAUUCCUGAAUUAUGAAUGAAAUUAAAAAAACGAAAACAUCUUUACCUUUAUAUGUGUGGAUGGCUGCAGUUUAUGUGCCAAAACACUGGAAUGGCCUCAUCAGUGUGUAAUAGCUUAUCCUGUCAUACAAAGUACUCAAGGUUGAAUCCAAUUUUCAGAAUUUUAACGAAUAGGAUAUAAUAUUACCCCAAAUAUAAUUUGUUUUUAUUACAGUUAUGCAUGUAGCUGCCAUCACUAAAGGGAUUGGGAUUAUUCAAUUACAGCAAAGCCUCAAGGGCUAUCUGGCUAAAGGGAGGGAUGCCUUCGUGGAGGACUUUCUAAGGGAAACUGGAUCGUAUACACAUUACACAUGGGGAAAACCACGAAACGUCAAAUUAUGCUCAUAAUCAUUUUAGUUGUGAAGAAUAUACUAAGCAAAAUUUGAGAAUAAAACUGAUUUUUUUUUUCAUAUUUCAUUUUUGAGGAUAAUAUUUAAAUUAUGCUCAUAAUUAUUUUAGUUGUGAAAAAUAUACUAAGCAAAUAUGAAAAUAUGAUUUUUUUUUAAAUUAUAGGCAUGUUUUUGUUUUUAAUUAUUGGGGCAAUAUAAAAAAAUGCAAAUGUUGCCUUAUCUUUUUUAUUAACUGACAUAGAUUGUUUAAAGUCCACAUGUUGUUGGAGUGAGUGUUCCUCUAAAUAAAGGUAUUCCUUAGUUUCAUUACAAACAUUGAAUUUGUUCCAAUACUGAGCCCUGAUUUGCAAAAACUCAGGUGUGCUUUAUGUUAAUUGCUUUUCAACCAUUUUUAUUUCAUUUAUGUCAGUGGAUUGUUGUCCAGUCAUUUAUCAUAUUAAACCAGUGGAAAUCUGAAGAUAUAAAAUCAGCUGCCCAAAUGGAAUAGUGGUCAACGAUGCUAAUUACUGUACCAAAAGGCUCAGGAUUGAAUCCCAACGAAGACAUGUAUAGGUGUAAAUGAAUAGUGCCUGUGUGGCAUGGGAGCACUAUAAAUAUGUGGCGAGCUGAAAGUCCUCCUGAGAGGUUGGUGGUAUGGGAAGAGGGGUGAGAGACCCUUUGACCCUCCCCCAGGUGCUCUCCUUCAAAAUUGGUGGUGGAAUUGAGCAGUUAUACCGUCGCCUGUAUGGUGCUCAAGGUUCUUGCCUACGACAAGUGCAACAGUGCAUUUCUUGCCACAAUGAAUUUCAUGGGUUUGUUCUGAUGUUACUGUCAGGCAAGUGAGACAAGUCACAACAGCAGAUAUAAGGUCAAGUUUGUGUCAUGGAUGAGAGACUAUUUUCCAUUAUAUCUGAUUGCUUGCAUUGUUUCCAAUGUGAGCGUGUGUAUUAUCAUUGAGACCAAGCAUAAUGUUCAGGUUCUUGUUGCAAUCGUUUUCUGAAUGACUUCCUGCAACUUUAGAGCAUCUGAAUGUAUCACUUGCUGUCAAAGCAUGGUCAUGAUGAAAAUCAUCAAGGGAAAGUGCUGCUAAUGUCACCUGUCCCCAAAAAAUCAACUUCUGUGCUUAUUGUGUUUAAAUAUUCUGCCCUUUGGAGAAGAGAGGUAAUGCUCCUUAUUAGACCAGCAGUUCUCAACCUUUUGACUAAUACGUAUCUUCUAAACAAAAAUGUACUACUACUACCACCACUACUUUAGUACUACUACUACCACCACCACCACCACUCUUGAACAAAGCUCAAAUCGCAUGAAUUUACGAGUGUUAGAGAAAAACCUCAAUCAGGAUGUUGGGGUUUUAAUUUUUGAAUUUAAUAGUUAUCCCUUUGAUGCGCGCUCUCUGAAACCACCAAUUUUCGAAUUUUUUUCUUUUCUUUCCGAAAUUUUUGAGUGAAAAUCAAUUGAUUACUGAUCUUUUACCUCUAAAUAACACAAAAUGACUGCAGAAUCGUACA
Molecule: messenger RNA, 4798 nt
Organism: Stegodyphus dumicola
Lineage: Eukaryota; Metazoa; Arthropoda; Arachnida; Araneae; Eresidae
Gene: PEK
Product: pancreatic eIF-2alpha kinase
Biological process (GO): eiF2alpha phosphorylation in response to endoplasmic reticulum stress
Cellular component (GO): cytoplasm; nucleus
Molecular function (GO): eukaryotic translation initiation factor 2alpha kinase activity; protein binding; ATP binding
Source: RefSeq, a predicted model, not a curated record